Molecule: messenger RNA, 1636 nt
Organism: Pungitius pungitius (ninespine stickleback)
Lineage: Eukaryota; Metazoa; Chordata; Actinopteri; Perciformes; Gasterosteidae
Gene: nif3l1
Product: NIF3 NGG1 interacting factor 3-like 1 (S. cerevisiae)
Exons: 7
Coding region: 196-1425 (409 amino acids)
Cellular component (GO): mitochondrion; cytoplasm
Source: RefSeq, a predicted model, not a curated record
GAUGUGUUUCUAAAUAAAGCGGAGUCAUUUCCUGCGUAUUAGGGGCUAAUGUCAGCUAGCUCCGCUGUUAGCCGCAUGCUACCCAGCAGCUAAAGCCCGUCACCAUUUGUUUGGAUAUUACGUUACAUACAGAAGGUUUAAAUAGCAGGACAUCACUUUAUUCUGAAAACAACAUUAACCUUCAGGUCUCCACCGAUGUCCCCCGGAUGCAGAAGCCUUUCUCUGACAUUUUUCUCACUCACCUAUCGAAGGCUUUGUACCUGGAGGAGUUUGACCUCCAAAGCUGCUCUCUGCUCCUCUGCCUCCACAGUUCCACCUCCUCCUCCUCCUGCUGCUGCCGCUCGCCGCCGCCUCUCUCGUUCUGCUCACCCCCCCGGCCCGAUGGAGCUGAAGGAGGUUCUGCAGGUGUUGGAGCAGCUCGCCCCUCUGUCUCUGGCCGAGUCGUGGGACAACGUCGGCCUUCUGGUGGAGCCCAGCGAGCCUCGGCCCGUCAACACCGUCCUGCUGACCAACGACCUGACGGACGCCGUCAUGGGCGAGGCGGAGGCCAUGGGCUGCGACCUGGUCGUCUCCUACCACCCGCCGUUGUUUCGGCCGGUCAAGCGCCUGGUUCAGAGCGACUGGAAGCAGAAACUGGUCAUCCGGGCUCUGGAGGCCCGGAUGGCGAUCUUCUCCCCUCACACGUCGUGGGACAGCGUCAAAGGAGGAGUGAACGACUGGCUGGUCGGGGGACUCGGUAGCGGGCAGGUGUGUGUGCUCAGUCAGGCCGUGGGCGGCGCCUCCCAAAGCCACAAGCUGGAGUUCACGGUCACGAGCGCCGAGGAACUGAGCGGCGUGAUGGAGGAACUGAAAGCUUGUGACGGGGAAUCGACGCUGCAGCAUUCGGUCAACAGACCAGAUAACGGCGGGGUCCACGUCAGCGUCACCUGCAGCGACUCGGCGCUGACCCCGAGUGUCCAGACUCUGUUACGGCACAACGCCGCCAGCCUCUCCCUCAGCAUCCUCAAGCUGGAAAAGCCCCCUCUCCCGGGCCGCGGCCAAGGGCGGCUUAUCGUUUUGGACCAGCCGGUAACCGUGGCCACGGCCGUCCAGAAAAUGAAGUCCCACCUGGGUUUGAGUCACCUGCGCUUGGCUCUGGGCCGCGGACAGACGCCAGAGUCCUCGGUGCGCAGCGCGGCCGCGUGCGCCGGAUCCGGGGCCUCCGUGCUGAGGGGGGUCAAGGCGGACCUCUACAUCACAGGCGAGAUGUCCCACCACGAAGUGCUGGACGCGGUGGAGGAGGGGACCGGCGUCAUCCUCAGCGACCAUAGCAACAGCGAGCGCGGGUUUCUGGCGGUGUUCCGGGAGAAGCUGGCCGUGCGUCUUCCCGACAGCGUGACGGUGGCGGUGUCCAAGGCCGACAGGGACCCGCUGGAGGUGGUCUGACCGCCUCGGGGGGGGGCCAUGUUUUGAUCGGACAAUAGCGCCUCCCGGGCCUUGAAACGGAUGUGACGAGAGUCUUUAAAUAUCUGUGUCUCACGUAGUGAUGAAAAGUGCUUCCUUUGUUACACACGUUAUUCGUGUUAUGUGUUUCUGGCACGGCCCGUGAAAUAAAAAAUCCCCAGAUAUGCUCCGUGGGCGUGUCGGGUCAAACAUG